Messenger RNA from Episyrphus balteatus (marmalade hoverfly), 913 nucleotides. It is a transcript of the gene Scox, whose product is annotated as protein SCO1 homolog, mitochondrial. The record is from RefSeq and is a predicted model, not a curated record. The transcript has 3 exons. Gene Ontology annotation, cellular component: mitochondrial inner membrane. Gene Ontology annotation, biological process: mitochondrial respiratory chain complex IV assembly; intracellular copper ion homeostasis. Gene Ontology annotation, molecular function: copper chaperone activity; copper ion binding. Bases 19 to 798 code for a protein of 259 amino acids. NCBI's taxonomy places the organism in Eukaryota, Metazoa, Arthropoda, Insecta, Diptera, Syrphidae.
AUAAAAAAAAUAAAAAUCAUGUCCAGGAAUCUGAAUCGAUUGCUUGUGUCAUGCAAUAAAAAUUUACUACCUAAACGAGUCAGUGUACCACCUCGUCAAUUUGUACGAAAUCAAUCCGACGCCACCAAUCCAACUAAAGGUAAAGGCCCAAUAUCAUGGAAGAGUCUUGGUGUUCUUUCGGUAUUCGGUGCUGGAGGUCUUGGAUUUAUGUAUUAUGUGAAGAAUGAAAAAGAAGAGGCAAUGAUGAGAGAACGCAAAAGGCAAUUGGGUAAAGCACAAAUUGGUGGUAAAUGGGAUUUAAUUGAUUGCACAGGAAAGACCAGAAAGUCUGAAGAGUUUUUGGGCAAAUGGCUUUUAAUUUAUUUUGGAUUCACUCAUUGUCCGGAUGUGUGUCCAGAUGAACUCGAAAAAAUGGCUUUAGUUGUUGAUGAAAUUGAUAAAGCUCCUAAUAGCCCUGGAAUUCAACCAAUUUUCAUCACAGUCGAUCCGGCUAGAGAUUCAAAGGAAGUUGUUGAAAAAUACGUUAAAGAGUUCUCACCCAAAUUGCUCGGUUUAACAGGCAGCAAUGAACAAAUAAAUAAUGUUUGUAAAGCUUUUAGGGUCUAUUAUAGUGCUGGACCUCGAGAUCAAGAUAAUGAUUAUAUUGUGGAUCACACAAUUAUCAUGUAUUUGGUUAAUCCAGAGGGUGAAUUUGUCGACUACUAUGGCCAGUCACGUGAUAAGAGUCAAGUUACAGCUUCGAUUUUAGUCAAUAUGGCCAAGUGGGAUCAGUUACAAAAGAAAUCUUGGUUUAGUUAAGUAAGAGUUUUUUGUAUUUAAUUUUCUUACCCAACAAAGUCGGGGUGGUAGAAAUCGAGAAAAAAAAAUUAACUGUUUUGUUAUUUCAGUCGCUAAUAAAGUUAUAAAUUCUUAA